AUGGGCCCUCUCGCGCUGGUGCUGGCGCUGAUGGUGCCGCACGUGUUCUACGCGUGGCUGUGGCACUUCCCGCUCCCGUUCUACGCGGUCUUCAAGGACCGCUCCGUGGACGUGUUCGCCUACAUCGCCGGCGUGAUGAAACUCGUGCAGUUUGCCGCCGUCGGGAGCUGGUACAUCACGACUGACGCGCCCGCGAAGCUCUCGUUCACCUCGCUGUCUCCGUGGCUCGAGGUGCACCCCCUUCAAUACCUGCUCUUCGGGGGCCUCGUCUUCGUCGGACAGUCGCUCAACACAGGGAUUUACAAAGCCAUCGGGCUGCCCGGGGUGUACUACGGGUGCAAGCUCGGCCGGUCCAUCCCCUGGCACACGGGCUUCCCCUUCUCCGUGUGCCCGCACCCGCAGUACGUCGGCUCCGUGGCCACCGUGUGGGGCCUCGCCGCGCUGGCCUUCUACCACGCGCCGCCCGGGAUCGGUGCGCUCGCGCUGUACUGGACCGCGCUGUACGCGGGCACGGGCCUCGUCGAGCAGUACCUGUGA
Molecule: messenger RNA, 537 nt
Organism: Pedinophyceae sp. YPF-701
Lineage: Eukaryota; Viridiplantae; Chlorophyta; Pedinophyceae
Source: the annotation of a GenBank genome assembly